Molecule: messenger RNA, 1724 nt
Organism: Lepisosteus oculatus (spotted gar)
Lineage: Eukaryota; Metazoa; Chordata; Actinopteri; Semionotiformes; Lepisosteidae
Gene: cirsr
Product: corepressor interacting with RBPJ, CIR1
Biological process (GO): negative regulation of DNA-templated transcription
Cellular component (GO): nucleus
Molecular function (GO): transcription corepressor activity
Source: RefSeq, a predicted model, not a curated record
UUGUUGUUGUAGUUAGGAGGAGGAGGAGGAGGAGGAGUAGUGAGUUGUUGGAAAGACUGGAUUUAAACAUAAUUUAAGGAGUUUAACGUACUUUGCUAGAGUUAACCAUGGGGAAAUCAUUUGCAAAUUUCAUGUGUAAAAAGGAUUUUCAUCCUGCCUCAAAAUCCAAUAUUAAGAAGGUAUGGAUGGCUGAGCAAAAGAUAACAUUUGAAAAGACGAAACAAGAGGAGUUAAUGCAGCAGUAUCUUAAAGAGCAGGAAACAUAUAACAACAGAUUGUUGAUGGGUGAUGAUCGUGUGAAGAAUGGUCUUAAUUUCAUGUAUGAGGCACCACCAGGAGCAUCUAAAGAAGAGACAAAGGAGCAGGAAGGAGAAUCGGACUAUAAAUUCGAAUGGCAAAAAGUGGCUCCACGUGAGAAAUAUGCAAAGGAUGACAUGAACAUCAGAGACCAGCCAUUUGGAAUCCAGGUCCGCAAUGUGAGAUGCAUAAAAUGUCACAAAUGGGGACACGUGAACACAGACAGAGAGUGCCCGCUCUUUGGUUUGUCUGGGAUCAACGCAAGCUCCAUGGCGAACGACGGUGCAGGUCCGUCAAUGCACCCCUCGGAGUUAAUGGCGGAGAUGAGAAACAGUGGGUUUGCGCUGAAACAAAGUGUACUGGGGAGAAAUGUGACUCUUUGUGAUCCAUCGCAGGAAUAUGUAGCCAGUGAAGAAGAGGAAGACCCUGAAGUAGAAUUCCUGAAGUCUCUAACCACAAAACAAAAGCAGAAGCUGCUGAGGAAACUGGAUCACCUUGAGAAGAAAGAAAAGAAGAAGAAGAGGAAGGGAAAACAGAAGAAGAAAAAAAGCAAGAGCAAGCACAAGAAGCUGCAGAAAAGGAGCAGCAGCAGCAGCAGUGACUCUGACUCCGACUCGGACCCCGAGUCCCACAGGAAGCGCCAGGCCGAGGGCCAGAAGAAAAAGAAGAACAAGAAGAGCAGAAGAGAUUCUUCCGCAGACAGCAGUGCCGACAGCGAGAGUGAAGACCGGUCACGCAGCAAGAAGAGAGCCGCAGCACGUACAGGGAGGCAGAAGAGGAGCCGCAGCCCCAGUACUGAUAGAAGUAGGUCAGGAAGCAGAAAGGUCCAGGGAGAGAAAAGGAGAGACGACAGACACGUGCCGAAGCAGAGAAGCGGGAGUCACGGCAGACAGGGGGACAGGGAAGACAAGGACAAAGGUGGCAAAAGCAGUAGCACUCGGGAAAGUCACAAAAGCAACAGCACCGAGGGGGUGGCAGGAAAUGGCCCCCAACACAGAUGUCGGAGCAGAGAGCGGCACGCAGACAGAGGGGAGAGAGUCAGGAGCAGGAGCAAGGAGAAGCACAGAGAAAGAAAAGGGAGAGACCGGAGUGAUAGUAGAGGGCGGCACAGGAGCAGAAGUGGCAGUCCAGGGAGAGAGAGACCGAGGAAGAACUGUGAAAGACGGAUUUAGAGAGUGCAGAGAGUUCUCAAUAAAGAGGGAUAUUGAAUACAAACAGAGGGGUUGAACGUCUCGAAGAUGGCAGAGACUGCUCUGAAGAAUCGAGUUUUGCUUUGCUUUUAUUGUUUUAAACAUUGACUUGCACCCUUUUUGUAAGUGCUACCCCUGUAUUUGGCCAUGUUCCUGCAUUUGGACAAAUAUUGUACAGCAGUGUUUAAUGUUUUUGCUGCAUUUAACAGGGAAUAAAAACAGCUGCAUCAAUUAAAA